AUGCCCCGAGAAUUCGAACAGAUUGUCGUAGAUAGACUCAUCUCUUCCCUCCCGAAUCUUACGUUCCUCAGGCCCUCCUCGCCAGGCUACUCGGACCAUCGGAUACGAUGGUCAAUCAUGUGGCACAACGAGCCUGGUCUCAUAAUCCUCCCAACAUCGGCGGAAGAAAUUUCCACGGUCGUUGAUUUUGCACGGUCUCACUGCCUCGAUCUGGCAGUAUGUUCCGGCGGCUACGGCCAGCUCGGCUCUUCAUCUACCGUGGGCGGAAUCCUGAUCUCUCUCUCGAGGCUCAGCUCCGUAUCAGUAGACCCUGCCAAUAAAACGGCACGGGUUCAGGGAGGAGCAAAAUGGGGAUCCGUGUACUCCGUUUUGGAAGAACACGGACUCGGCAUCGUGGGAGGGGUUGCGAAUUCUGUGGGGGUUGGGGGGGUGAGCUGCACUGCGGGCUUCGGGUGGUUGACUGGACGGCAUGGCCUUGCGAUUGAUAACAUUUUGUCAGUUGAGAUGGCGCUUGCUAACGGUCAGAUCGUCACUGCUUCGCCUACGGAAAACGAGGAUUUGUUUUGGGGUGUCAGAGGGGCCGGGGCUUGUCUAGGAAUCGUGACUUGUUUUGAAUUUAAAGCCCACGAACAGAAGGAGAUGUGUUGGAUGGCGAAUUUGGCAUUCGGUCGUGAAGCGAUUCCUCUUUUUCUUGAAGUCGUAGACAGGAUACUCGCAGGAGAAGGGAAAGGUGAUUUUUCUACCUCUAUGAGAUGGGGCCCAGCAACCGAGACUUCGGAACCAGUUAUCAGCGUCGAACUAUUUCAUAAUGGUCCCGAGGAGACCGGGAAAAUUUUCUUCGCAUCACUGCUGGCAGUGGAUCACGAUGUCAUCUCCAUGGGGGUGAAAUCACUUUCGCAAUGUGGCUUUGACACUCCACCUUCGUUACGCCAACGUCAAAUUCCGAAAGAUGCGCCUCAUGUGGCUGGAACGAGCGCAGAGCAUAUGUACCGCCUCUACGAUGAGUUUCUCUGCUUCCAACGACAAGAUAAUUUCAAGUCGACUACGCUAGCCUGGGUCGUUCAUGACAGGGGGAAAGUCACCAGCAUUGGGCAGCAAGAAACAGCAUUUGCAAAUCGUGGCAAUUUCGGUGAUCUCAUCAUCUGUCCAACCUGGGAUAGCGAGACUGAGGACGAAGCCGGCAUGGCCUGGGCUGAGAAGAUUUGGAAUACGGCGAUGGAGGAGUUCGAGCGGGUCAAACGAAACACGGAGGGUUUCGACGAGGGAACGAUGAGUGCAGUAGGGGAGUACGCGCCUCAUGAUGGCCGACGAGGAGGAGCAAAAUACAUCUAUGGGAUGAACUUUGACCGGCUGGUAGAAAUUAAAAGGCGACAUGAUCCGGGUAACAUGUUUUACAAGUUCGUGGAUUUACUUUCCGAGUAG
Molecule: messenger RNA, 1422 nt
Organism: Drepanopeziza brunnea f. sp. 'multigermtubi' MB_m1
Lineage: Eukaryota; Fungi; Ascomycota; Leotiomycetes; Helotiales; Drepanopezizaceae
Molecular function (GO): FAD binding; oxidoreductase activity
Source: RefSeq, a predicted model, not a curated record